UGUAUCUGCUCUCCCUAUGUGCCUCUCCCUCUCUCGCUGUCUCUCUGUUGCUCCCGCUUCUAUUGCUCUCUCUCCCACACACCUGUCACCUUCUGGGCUACUGAAUGGUGUCAACAUAGCUGGGCUCUGCUCGAGUGUGGGCCAUCGUACAUGAUAUGCCGCCUGCACUCCGCUGCUUGCUGAUAACACACACAUUUCUCAGAGAUAAGCGUAUCGAGUAACGCCUUGACGGGAUUAGUGUCAGGUUUUCUUUAAAAAACAGCAUACGUUCGAUUGUUCCAAGCAGUCAACGCCCCGCUCUCAGCAGUUAAGCAAGUGUCUACGCGGUUAUCACUAGCUUAGGCAUUCAACGUUUUGUUUCACUUUGCGUCCAAUUGAAUUAAUUGCAAAAUCCAAUCACAAUGGAUCUGAUGACAAUGGAUCAUGGUGAUGAUCAUGGUACUGUUGCCGCUGCCAAAACCUGUCCCAUGAUCAUGGUGUUCCACGGUGGCCACUGUGAGAGAAUUCUGUGGCGUAGCUGGGUGGCAUACACCGUUACCGAGUUCGCCUUCUCGUGCAUUGCCUUCUUUGUGAUGUCCUUUCUCUACGAGCUGCUGAAAUUCCUACGCGUACAGCUGGCUCGCCGUGAUGCACGCAGGGAGGCUGAGCAAUUGGCCGCUGAGCAGCGCCGGAAGAAUUUGAACGACUGCGGUGCCGGCUGCUCGGAAACGCCACUGGCCGAAAUCAGGGAUAAGACAUACUGGGAGCGCAUCUUCAACAUGCCGCACGUGAUCCAGUCCCUAUUGAACUUCGUGCAGAUUAUCAUCUCGUACUUGCUCAUGUUGGUCUUCAUGAACUUCAACUAUUGGCUGUGCUUGUCCGUGAUUCUGGGUCUGGCCUUUGGCUACUUCUUCUUCGGUUGGGUCAAGAAAGAUCCGCAGGACAGCGACUGUUGUCCCUAAUCUGGACCCCUUAAACCUAAGCUCACAAUCUUGGCCUAUUAAACUGGUAUUAAAUUAAACGUUUAAUUCCAAACAAUACUAAUGUACGCAUAUACUCUGAAAAAGCUUGACAAUUACUGAUUGCAAGUAGAUUUGGAUUGAGGUAAGUUCUACCUUCAAUCAGAGCAUAUAUCUUGUCAGCCUUCUUUACCGCAUAGUUAUUACAAAUCGACAUUAUUUAGCUAAAAAACAAAUUUAUUUUUAUUAUUUUUAAAUUUUUCUUUAAGAUUUAUGGCAUAAAUAGUCACCUAGAAUUUACUUAAAGAGCAUAAUGUACAAAUAAUUAUGAGAACGA
Messenger RNA from Drosophila hydei, 1275 nucleotides. It is a transcript of the gene Ctr1B, whose product is annotated as high affinity copper uptake protein 1. Gene Ontology annotation, molecular function: copper ion transmembrane transporter activity. Gene Ontology annotation, cellular component: membrane. Gene Ontology annotation, biological process: copper ion transmembrane transport. The transcript is spliced from 2 exons. The coding region runs from base 402 to 941 and encodes 179 amino acids. Lineage: Eukaryota; Metazoa; Arthropoda; Insecta; Diptera; Drosophilidae. The record is from RefSeq and is a predicted model, not a curated record.